AUGAGCCGGUGGUGGCCGUUUAACAGGAGCCAGGAGGCAUCAGACAAUGACAAUGGCUCGCAGGCGGGUGCUGGCUCGGCCUCGGCUCGCAGCUGGCGCAGCUGGCUUCCGACCGCUGCAGGUGCCCCGGAGGUCGAGUCACAGCCCAGCGGCGUUAGCCUGCCAUCGCUGCGGUCAAUAGGAGGCAUAAGCAUGAAUGAGGCCGAGGAGGCGCUCACAGCAAACUCCGAUGUUAUGUGCCCGCAUAUGACAAUCAAGCAGCGGAUCAUUGGCUGGCUCUCAUGCCUGGCACUUGGCUUGCUCUUGGAGUUUAGCGGCAUGGGCCGGGGGGUUCACGCGGUGGUGGGCGGCGAGAAAGCGGCAGAGCGAUUUGCCAUCUUGUACAGCGUGGGAAACUUGAUCGCUUUGAUUGGAACCUUCUUCCUUGCAGGGCCCAUGAGGCUGCAGAGAUCCGCAGAGUGCAGAACCCAAGUGCCAGAGUUUUCCUUGAGGGAUGGGAAGUGCAGGCAACUUCGCCGCAUGGGCAGGGAGCACCGAUGGGUGGUGUCCCUUUGCUUUCUGGUGUCCAUGGUGUUGACGUUGGUCGUGGCCCGGCUGAGUCUUUUUUGGCUUGGAGAGGCCUGGGGCGAGGCACCAGAGCUGUUCGGGGAAUGUAACUCAGGCUCCAAAGUUCAAACUGUGAAGCUCCGGGCAGCACUGAGGUUUGGUACACGUGCCCUGGCUGCAACAUGCAAGGUAAGAUGUGCUGACAAGACAAUCGACUGUCGAAUGCCGACUAUCGACAUGCCAGUCGAGACACUUUGCAAGUCGCCAUGCGAGAGAGGCUUUCCUACAUCCCGUUGGGACGUCGCACGGCGCUGGCAGCCCUGCGUGGUUGCUGGAGCCGCUGCCUUGGGGAGUGAGGAGAACCGGAGAUGGGUCUCUGUGGAGUGGCUUCCAGGCCUCAACGCAUCCUGCAAAUUCCUGCAGUUUGCAGGGAAUGUGGAUGUGCUCGGGCACACCUUCAAACGGGCGGUUCAGGAAUCUCGCGAGGAGGCCUUGGACAAGCAGGAGGCGAAGCUCUCCCUUUUCUGCUUUGCCUGGACUCCUCGUCGCGAGUAUGAUGAGAAGAUGUUGGUUGAGACCCGGAAGCAGUAUCGAAAGUGCGACGGGCACAUCUUCUACACGGACCAUGCUGCUCCUGGUCCGCAGAAGGAAGCCGACUUCAUGAGGGUCGUGGUGCCUCCGCAGAGCGUGGGCCGUGACGAUGACAACUGGCUUUACCACAGGAACAUGGUCGGCCUCAUGCCAUCGUGGAACCACCUCAUUCACUCCAACUUCGUGCAAGAGCACGACUGGUUCAUCAACUCGGAGUUGGACCACUUCCUCAGCCCCGCCCGAGCCAGAGAGACCAUUGCCGAGUACCUCAAAGGACUCCGCGAGGGCUCUCCUCAAGACCAGGCAGGAGCCUUUUUGCUUUGCCUUUUUCCCAGCUUUUGGAGCACGGGGGCACAUCCGAGAAGUCCUGUCAUAGCCUUCCUGGCUUUUCGUCUGAGAAGCUUGUCUUCGAAGGCAACCCUGGAUGGGCCCAUCAUGCUCAUGUGGGGAAAUGCUUUUGUCAGCAUCCCCAGUUCCGAGCCUGCGCCCGCUGCCGUCGGUCAUUCCUUCAUCCUUCCACAUGCCAGUCACGCCUUCCAUGAGGUCUUUAACAGAAAGUUCCUCCUAGUCGUGAAGCAGCACUGGGGGAAGAUAGGCCGAGUCGGCUCAAGUGUCUUGAACAACAGUGACGUUUGUCAGAAGCACUCUGCGCGUGACGCACCGCCCGACCAGGAGGCCCUGGUGACGAGGCAGCAGCUGUUGGCUGUCCAAUGCUCGCAGCUCAGGUUCAUGGACGACACGUCGGAAUGGCCUCGCAGUUGCUCCCAGGAUGUUGUGUAUCCACACCUUGCAGCGGCCAUUUUGCCCAAGCAGCUGGGCGUGACUGUGGCGAACCCUGGAUCUGCGGGCUGCGGCGCGGGUUCGGUGAAUGGCAAGCACAAGGCAUAUCCUUUGGGCUGCUGGGAGCUGCAUCUCAACCCCAUCAGUGGAGGGAAGGAGGGAGCUCUGAAAGCCAUCAAGGAGUUGGCGGAGAUGCGUCGCUUCAAGGAUCCCAAGCAGGCUACAGCGUACUGUCAAAGACACCAGCUGGAUGCCGUGCGGAACAACUGCAUGCGCUUUUGGGAUGGCAGGAACGUGCCGCUCAUCCACCACCUGCACACUGUGUCUGAGCAGCAGUUGGCCCGGCAACUACUGGACAAUGACUCGUCUCCCUGA
Symbiodinium natans is the source of this 2292-nucleotide messenger RNA. The record is from the annotation of a GenBank genome assembly. Lineage: Eukaryota; Dinophyceae; Suessiales; Symbiodiniaceae.